Molecule: messenger RNA, 450 nt
Organism: Meloidogyne enterolobii
Lineage: Eukaryota; Metazoa; Nematoda; Chromadorea; Rhabditida; Meloidogynidae
Source: the annotation of a GenBank genome assembly
AUGCCACAAGCCCAAUAUCCUAUUGCUGAAUUGGCAAAAGUAUUGGAUUCACGAGGGACUAAGAUUCGUUUUGCUAUUCAUCCAGUAGCUGGCAGAAUGCCUGGACAAUUGAAUGUUUUAUUGGCAGAAGCUGGUGUUCCAUAUGACAUUGUCGAAGAAAUGGAUGAAAUUAAUGAUGACUUUUCUGAUACUGAUUUGGUUUUAGUUAUUGGAGCAAAUGACACUGUAAAUCGAGCAGCUGAAGAAGAUCCAAGCUCUUCAAUUGCUGGAAUGCCUGUACUUAAAGUAUGGAAAAGUAAUCAAGUUAUUGUAAUGAAGAGAACGAUGGGUGUUGGUUAUGCAGCUGUAGAUAAUCCUAUUUUCUUUGAUCAAAACACACAUAUGCUUCUUGGUGAUGCUAAAGCUGUUUGUGACAAAUUGCUUGCAAAAGUAAAGGAAGAUGGAGUUUAA